Magnusiomyces paraingens is the source of this 363-nucleotide messenger RNA. RefSeq lists its product as uncharacterized. Gene Ontology annotation, biological process: mitochondrial respiratory chain complex III assembly. The coding region runs from base 1 to 363 and encodes 120 amino acids. The record is from RefSeq and is a predicted model, not a curated record. Gene Ontology annotation, cellular component: mitochondrion; Cbp3p-Cbp6 complex. NCBI's taxonomy places the organism in Eukaryota, Fungi, Ascomycota, Dipodascomycetes, Dipodascales, Dipodascaceae. Gene Ontology annotation, molecular function: ribosome binding. The transcript has a single exon.
AUGGCUGCCUAUCCCCCUACAACCACCAGCAUCAAGUCUCUGCUGGCCACCUUCCAGAAAUGGACUCCUGACUCACUCAAGCGUUACGCUUCUUUCCGCGACUUUAGCGUUGAACGUUACGAGACUCUGUUGGCUGGUUCCCAGUCUUCACUCAAUGCUCAGGCCCUGGCGGUCCGUGCUCGUGCUGCUGACACUCUUCAGAAGAAUACAAACAAAAACUCCUUUGUUGUUACAGACCGUCUGCUUCGCCCUGUAUCAAAUCCCAUCUACUACGAGCGUCUUUGCCGCGAGCUGGCCCCGGGGCAACCCAAGACACCCAUGCUGACUGCCAUCCGCCAUGUUAUUUUCGGUGGUUACGACUAG